AUGUCUGCAGAUCUUGAUGAAUUCCGGCCGCCGGCGAUCAAAACACAGUCCGACGGCGACAGUAUCCGAUGCAUCGGAGAUCGAGAUUCCGAUAUUCCGGUGACCCCUGAGCACAGCAAGAUCCCGGCGAUCCUCACCUGCCCGCCAGCGCCGAGGAAGCGGCGGCCGUCAAGGAGGCGCGUGGGAGGCACGUGCAAGAGGAAGCUUCGCGUGUUGGAUUUCUUCGAGAUCGUCGCCGCCGAAGAAAUCGAAGAGUUCUUCAGAACCUCCGAGGAAAAACUCGGCGGCGGCGCCGCCGUCAAGAAGAGAUGCGUAAUGUAA
Molecule: messenger RNA, 321 nt
Organism: Andrographis paniculata
Lineage: Eukaryota; Viridiplantae; Streptophyta; Magnoliopsida; Lamiales; Acanthaceae
Exons: 1
Coding region: 1-321 (106 amino acids)
Biological process (GO): regulation of DNA endoreduplication
Source: RefSeq, a predicted model, not a curated record